GGGCAGACCGCGCGGACAACGGUCAAUACCGACACACUCGUACUUCCGCUCUGUUCCUCUCAUCCUUAAAUACUUCGUGAAAGCCAAGAAAAAAAAAUAAAGACCGAACAAAUAAACAGCUAAAAAAAAUAAAACUCCCGCCGGCAGCAAACUCGCCACCACGGCUCUGAUCACCGUCUGCCUCCGGUGCUGCCUCGGGCAAAGUCGCAGCAGCUCAACUUUCUCGAGCUCUGUUUGGGGGCGCCUGGGAGUGGAUUGGUCCAUGGCUCUCCGUUUCGAGGUUCUCGGACGGUUUAAUCGUGCUCGUGCAGCUCAACUGACGCUCCCGCACUUUGUGUGCCAGACCCCUCUCUUUAUGCCUGUAGGAACGCAAGGGACAAUAAAAGGGUUGACGAAUGACCAACUUGAGGAGAUUGGUUGCCAGAUCAUACUUGGGAAUACAUAUCAUUUGGCGCUUCGUCCUACGUCUGAGCUUCUAGAUGAACUGGGCGGUCUUCACAGCUUUAUGAAAUGGCCCAGGGCGCUACUCACUGAUUCUGGCGGAUUUCAAAUGGUAUCAUUGUUGCACUUAGCUGAUAUCACGGAAAAGGGCGUAACCUUUCAGUCACCUAUUGAUGGAAAGCCAAUGCUCCUAACGCCAGAGGAAUCGAUUCAAAUUCAAAAUAGAGUUGGAGCGGAUAUAAUAAUGGCUCUCGAUGACGUUGUGAAAACCACGAUUACUGGUCCAAGAAUUGAGGAGGCCAUGUAUCGCACUCUUAGGUGGAUUGAUAGAUGUGUAGCAGCUCAUAAAAGACCAAACGAGCAGAAUUUGUUUGGAAUAGUGCAAGGCGGUUUAGAUCCUGUUCUAAGAGAUAUUUGUGUCAGAGGCUUGGUGGAGCGGAAUUUACCAGGCUAUGCUAUUGGUGGUCUUUCAGGCGGUGAGGACAAAGAUUCGUUUUGGCGUGUUGUUGCUCAGUGCACUGCUGCAUUGCCCGAAGAUAAACCGCGAUACGUUAUGGGUGUCGGUUAUCCCCUCGAUAUUGUUGUCUGCAGUGCACUGGGGGCUGACAUGUACGACUGUGUUUAUCCUACUCGUACUGCUCGCUUUGGCACAGCUCUUGUACCUGAGGGGGUUCUAAAGCUGAAGCAUCAAGCCAUGGCCGACGAUACUCGGCCUAUAGAUCCUUCAUGUAGUUGCAUGGUCUGUAAGAAUUUCUCCCGGGCUUACAUCCAUUGCUUGGUUACGAAAGAUGCCAUGGGAUCUCAGCUUUUAUCAUACCACAAUUUGUAUUACAUGAUGAAGCUUAGCCGGGAUCUGCACUCAUCCAUUGUCCACGAAAAGUUCCCAGAAUUUGUAUGCAAGUUUCUGCAGAAAAUGGUACUCGGAAAAAAAUUUAGUCCCCUUCCUCGCUCUCUCCCUAUUGUUUUUGUUGCUUAUGAAUUUGUAGUCUCUCGCCAAAUAAACUUGUGUUUCUUUCUGUACUCUGCAGUUUCCCAAGGGCGAUGUUCCAGAAUGGGUCUGCAAUGCGAUGGAAGUUGCCGGGAUUGAUAUAUCUUCAUGCUGUUACCCAAUUUCCUCUUCCUACGACUUGAAUUCAUAUGAGCAGGUACGGCAAGAUUGAAUACCGUUUCAAGAGCUGCAACCUUCAACGAAGAGGUUGAUGACAGCGAGGCAGAGGCUAUUCAUUGUUAGAAGAGCAGCAUCAGUUUUGUAGUCCUAUAGUAUGCUGCUUAACUUUGAUUCUUUCUCCCUACUAUAUUAGGGUAGGUGAGUCUCAAACUUGAGAUAUUGUGGGCGAAAUUCAAGUCCGGGUCGAGUUAAUCAAGUUUGGAAAAGAAAUGUUCCCGUUUUCUUAAUACAGGAGAUACAUAGAAGGAACGAUUUCCUCUUGAACUGAAGUGUAAGGAAAUAUAAUUAGACUGUUUUCCUUGGAAUAUUAGUCAUGACUUCCUCC
Messenger RNA from Punica granatum (pomegranate), 1934 nucleotides. NCBI's taxonomy places the organism in Eukaryota, Viridiplantae, Streptophyta, Magnoliopsida, Myrtales, Lythraceae. The record is from RefSeq and is a predicted model, not a curated record.